This is a messenger RNA of Ostertagia ostertagi, 489 nucleotides long. Lineage: Eukaryota; Metazoa; Nematoda; Chromadorea; Rhabditida; Trichostrongylidae. The record is from the annotation of a GenBank genome assembly.
GCAUCUCAUUUUUCUACCUUAUUUUUGUGCUUUCAGGAAAGGCCGGCAGAUCAGCCUCAGCAACCCCCUCUCGAGUAUGAUCCUGUUCUUUGCCAGAAAGCAAAUUGUAAAGCAAUACUCAAUCCCCUCUGUUUCGUGGACUUCCGAGCAAAGACGUGGGUUUGCCCGUUCUGUAACCAAAGAAAUCCGUUCCCUGCCCACUAUGCAGCUAUCGCAGAGGAUAACCGUCCACCGGAGCUUUAUCCUCAAUUCACUACAAUUGAGUACACGCUGAAGAAGGCCACGACUAUGCCACCGAUUUUCAUGUUUGUUGUGGACACCUGCAUGACUUCGGAAGAGCUGAAGGCCUUGAAGGAAAGCCUGCAGACAGCUCUCUCGCUUCUUCCUGCUGACGCUAUGGUUGGUAUUAUCACUUUCGGCAGGAUGGUACAGUUGCAUGAGCUGAACGUGCAGGGAAUCAGUCGCAGCUUUGUUUUCAAGGUAAGAUUU